AUGUUCGGAGCCCUGAACCGCCUUAUCAGCAGCCUCGAUGCAGAUACGUCCUCCACGCAGUCGCAUAGCAGAGACAACGCGUAUGGCUUCCAGGUGCUACGGAACAAGAACCCGGAUCUACCGUUAGAGCCGUGGUUCGACUUUAUUAUUGGAAUAAAUGGGCACAUUAUAGACGAAGCAGACCCGAAUCUAUUUACUACAGAAGUACGCAAUUGCGCUGGAUCAAGCGUAUCGUUGGACCUCUGGAGUGCUAAGGGUCAACGGACACAUCAAGCUGUUGUGCCGAUACCAGCAUCAAACCCGUCUCUCGGCGUAACGCUUCAGCUGGCACCGCUCUCCUUGACACAGAAUAUAUGGCAUGUCCUAUCAAUACCGUCGCCCCAGAGCCCUGCUUAUCUGGCUGGCCUACUACCACAUUCAGAUUAUAUAUUAGGGACACCGAGUGGGACGCUUCGCGGGGAGACUGCGCUUGGUGAGCUCGUGGAAGACCAUUUGAACAGAAGUCUGACUCUGUGGGUAUACAAUAACGAAUUCGACGUGGUUCGAGAAGUUGAAAUCGUUCCUAAUCGUAACUGGGGAGGUGAGGGGGCUCUAGGUGCAGUUCUAGGUUACGGUGCACUUCACAGGCUACCUUUGGCCCUGAGUGAAGAAGUGCCAGGACCGGGAGAGGUUGUCUUUGCAACAAAAGAAGAUGGGCAUGACACAGGAGCCAACAUCAGUAACCCUGUUAUGCCAGUGUCUGAACCCCAAUUCCUAAUCCCCGCUAACAUAGUCUCGUCUGCGGGUGCGCCCAAAAAGCCAACACCGCCGACUAAACAUGCACGGAAGAACCGUCAUGUUGAGGCGCCUUCGUUUGAUGACUACUUUAAAGAAGGCGAAGAACGGAGUCAGAAAGAGGACUAUAUACCUGCUUCUAGGACAGCGCCGGUUGCGCCACCUCCAAAGGCCGGGGGUGCUGUUUCAUCACCGUCGCCUACCACGACGCCAGCACCUCCUACUGAGGAUAUAGGCAGGCCUCCGGAUGAGUAA
Molecule: messenger RNA, 1029 nt
Organism: Trichophyton rubrum CBS 118892
Lineage: Eukaryota; Fungi; Ascomycota; Eurotiomycetes; Onygenales; Arthrodermataceae
Exons: 3
Coding region: 1-1029 (342 amino acids)
Biological process (GO): Golgi organization
Cellular component (GO): Golgi apparatus
Molecular function (GO): protein binding
Source: RefSeq, a predicted model, not a curated record